This is a messenger RNA of Cutaneotrichosporon cavernicola, 1056 nucleotides long. RefSeq lists its product as uncharacterized. The record is from RefSeq and is a predicted model, not a curated record. The transcript has 3 exons. Lineage: Eukaryota; Fungi; Basidiomycota; Tremellomycetes; Trichosporonales; Trichosporonaceae. Gene Ontology annotation, biological process: proton transmembrane transport; potassium ion transport. Bases 1 to 1056 code for a protein of 351 amino acids. Gene Ontology annotation, cellular component: mitochondrial inner membrane.
AUGUCGAAAGCGUCGCGGCCGUUCCGCAUCCUCGCACUGCCACUCGUGCGCAUACCUCAUGGUCCGCUGCGCACGACUGGGCGCGCCGCCGCAGCCAAUGCGCUCUCCAAACCAGCACCAGUGUAUGCCAAACCAGAGCCCGAUCAGGCUGGUAUCGGCAAGAAGCUGUCCCCCGGAGCCGUCGAGCCCAUGGUUGGCGAGGCGCCGCUCAUGCUCUACCACGUACAGCAGCCAGAAGUUCCCGAGACAGAAGGCAAGCCGCCAAUUUACCAGCGCGUAUUGGACAGGGCGGCAGACGAGUGGAACAAGCUCGGACACAAGCCGCACAAGUCGUGGAUGUAUUGGUUCCACGAGCGAGGCGAGAAGCUCAUGGACCGCAUCAAUUACGAGGAAUGGGCGCUCAAGGCUGUUCAUGAGGGCCGGGGGGUCAAGGUUGCCAAUCCCAAGAAGGGCGAUGCACAGCAGAUGAUCGAGAUCCCCCUCCUGCGGCCGACACUCCCUGGACUUGGCGUACCUCCCUUGCUGCCAAAGUUGCAUCGAAACCUGCUGCACGCGAUCCCGUACCACCGCAAGAGCAUGAUCCGUUGUGUGCUUCUCUCGCCCCUCACAUGGCCGUUUGCCAUCAUCCCCAUCAUCCCCAACUUUCCCAUGUUCUACGUCCUGUGGCGCGCGUGGAGUCAUUACAAGGCAUGGCGGGGCGCGACGUACCUCGAAUCCCUUCUCAAGCUGGGCAUGAUCACCGAGAAGCCUAGCGACAUAUUGAACGACAUUUACUCCGCCAAGCAGCCCCUUAUCGAGGGCGAGGUGGCAAGCGGGAAGGGCGAGGCUCAAGUGGCCGAGACUACAGAGAACAAGGAGGAAACCGAAACCGAACCCGCACCGUAUCCCGACAUGAUGAUUCGCACCGAGCAGUUGCCGGCACUCGAGAAGGCGUUCGCCAUGCGCGAGCAGGAGUGUAUCGACAUUGAGCGGGCUAUCGGCCAGGCGUCGCAUCGCGCGCUCGAGGCUCAAAAGGUCCUUGGACUGCAGGAGGAGGGGAAGAAGGAGCGGGCGUAG